CUUUAGGUGAGAUUUUAAGCAGAAAUAGAACCUGAAAAUGGAAAGUGAGUGAGAUUACAGCACCGUAACCUAGUUGACUACAAAAGGGGAAACUGCUCAGAUUAGAACCUGACUGGAGAUAAGCUCUCCCAGAGGUUAAGUGCAUGCAAUAAGUAUCUCCAUGCCUCCUAUUGGCCCAGGCUGAUCUUAGCUGUGAAUGGGCCAAUCUAGAAAACUCAAACCCCCAUAUUUCUCCUCCCAUCUGCAGACCAGUUUUACACCCUGUGGCUCAAGGGGAUGAUUUUCAAGUCACAUCAGCCUGAAUGACAGUGAUUCAGGGCAUCAUUUGUAGCAGGACAGUACUUUUUAUAGCCUACCGAGCCUUUGUGGGUAACGGCUCUUCUAAGGUAGACACUGUUCUAACAUUAGCGUUAAAGGAGCAGUGUGGUUAUACUACCAGCUCUUAAUUGCUAUAACAAACCAGUUUGAUUUGUCAUUCAGCUCUUAUCGACAGGAAACCACUAACAGCAGUCAACUGAUGUCACCAAUUAAAAUUAGGGUUUCUCUUUCUACCUGCUUUAAGGAUUAAAACUUAUCAAGACACUGUUUAUGUUCUUAAGUGUGCACCCUGAGAGGGAUUUUUUAACUCUUAUGGACAGCUAGGAUCAAGUGGGACAUGAUUUAAUCGGAACAUAGGACCCACCAGGAUGGGGUUGCUCGGGAGCAAAAAUCAGUUGAUGUCCAAUGAAAAACAUGCCUCUGGAAGCAACCCCAAAAGCAAGAGUAAAUCUUCUGCGCCACCCAAGGGCAGACAAAUUAUCAGCAUCCCCCAUCUAAACCAAGCCUCUGUACAAGAUAACCUGAUUGUGAUCGCACUGUAUGAUUUUCCUGCCUCAAGUGAUCGUGACCUGCAGCUGGUCAAGGGGGAGAAACUCCAAGUCCUCUCCAAUGAAGGGGACUGGUGGCUGGCAAAAUCCCUCAGCAGCGGCAGGAAAGGCUACAUCCCCAGUAACUUUGUCGCGCAAGUGGACAGCUUAGAAGAGGAAAAGUGGUAUUUUAAAGCUCUGAGCAGAAAAGAUGCUGAACGGCUGCUGUUGUCUUCUGGUAACAAAGUUGGCUCUUUCCUUGUCCGAGAGAGUGAAACCAGUAAAGGUGCCUAUUCCUUGUCUGUGAGAGACAGCGACUCUGCUCAUGGGGACAUCAUCAAACACUACAGGAUCCGCUCCCUAGAUGGUGGGGGGUAUUAUAUCUCCCCCAGGAUGACUUUCUCCAGCCUACCAGAGCUAAUCCAUCAUUACAGCCAGAAAGGGGAUGGCCUGUGCCAGCGCCUCACAACUGCCUGCAUAUCCCUGGUUCCCCAGAGACCCUGGGCACAGGAUGAAUGGGAGAUCCCACGGGAAUCUCUGAAGCUUGUGAAGAAACUUGGCAGUGGGCAGUUUGGGGAAGUAUGGAUGGGCUAUUACAAGAACAACAUCAAGGUGGCUGUGAAGACCAUGAAGGAGGGCAGCAUGGAUCCUGACGCCUUCUUGGCAGAGGCAAACUUGAUGAAGAGGCUCCAGCAUAACAAACUGGUCCGGCUAUAUGCGGUAGUCACAAAGCAGCCAAUUUACAUUGUGACAGAGUACAUGGCCAAUGGGUGUUUGCUGGAUUACUUGAAGACAGAAGAAGGAAGCCAACUGAACCUCCCCAAACUCAUUGAUAUGUCUGCUCAGGUGGCAGAGGGAAUGGCGUACAUCGAACGCAUGAACUCCAUCCACCGUGACUUGAGAGCUGCCAACAUCCUUGUCUCAGAGACACUUUGCUGCAAAAUUGCUGAUUUUGGCCUCGCCAGGAUCAUCGAGAACGAAUACUUGGCACAAGAAGGUGCAAAAUUCCCGAUCAAAUGGACGGCACCAGAAGCCAUUAACUUUGGAGUUUUCACCAUCAAAUCUGACGUGUGGUCCUUUGGGAUCCUCCUGACAGAAAUCAUAACCUACGGCAGGAUCCCGUACCCAGGGAUGACCAACCCCGAGGUGAUUCGCAACCUGGAACGGGGCUACCGCAUGCCCUGCCCGGACAUGUGCCCCGGGGAGCUCUACAACAUCAUCCUGAAAUGCUGGCGAAACAAGCCUGAGGAGCGCCCGACCUUCGAGUACCUGCAGUCGGUCCUUGAGGACUUUUAUACCUCCACAGAGCAGCAAUACGAAGCAGAGCCUCAGCAGUAACCCACCGUCUUGCCAGCACCCGGAGGAAAACCAACACCCUCCGAUGGCUCAGUUCAGGCCUUUCCCUUUCUCCUGUGUGCCACCACAAUGCAUUUGGAGAUAGGGAAUGAGGAGGGACACAAAGAAGGUGGAUGCUGCCAGCUCUGUGCUUAUCACAGGGACAAAGGAGGUGGCUAAGAGAUGGUGCAGCUCCUUCUUCAUCCGCCUUGGAGGCCUGUACCCACUUUGCAGAAACUGCUUCUGUCACAGAGGGGAGCAAACUCCUUUGUGACACACCUGGAUACAGAAAAGACCCUCAGCCCUGCAACUGCAGCCCUGGGAAGAGGGGAACAUGGUCGGGGUGGUGGUCCGGGGGGUGCACAAUCUCCCCCCUCCUCCUGAUGCCACUGGUGGCAAUACUACAGCCUGUUUCAUACCAUGGGCAGGGGUGGGAUCGUGUCCUGUCUGCACCUCCUUGGGCCACACCAGGUCCUCAAGCUGUGGCGCAAUCUCUCCAGGUGGUGCCACCCCUCUGCCCUAAGUCAAUAAUAAACAACUGGAUACGACCAUUUCCCAUUUCUUCAUUCAGGCUGCAGGGUGCUCCCCGUGCCCAUCCCAGCCCAUGGAUAAGAAGGGGAGAGGCCAUGGGGCUCCACUGGCAGCGCGGGAGGAUGCUGGGGUGGUACCGUGGGGCGGGAACGGGGGAUGCCCGGGUGCGUGGCCCUGGAGCCCGGAGGUAGGAGAGAUGUUCGUGGUGUGGCCACGAGAUGUCCCUCCUUCCCCAUAAAUCCGGGUGGCGGCUGCACCAACUGCUGCGGGGGGACGCAAAAUACACGUAUUAAAAUAACUUCGAAACAGAAAAACACCCUCCUUGGUUGGCCGAGCUCUUCACUGCACAGGCUCCUGAUGCAUCAUGCCAGCCCCAUGCCGGGUCCUGCUCCACACCCGGCACCAGGAGGGUUCAAAUGCCACUUUCCCGGUUUCUGGUGCAUCUCUGACCCACAUCUCCAGUGGGAAUGCCUACAUCAGGAUGCAGGGUGGUCUCCAGUCAGCAGCUGCACUGGUCUGUGGAGGGGAGGAUGAAGAAAGAAGGUACAGAUGGCACACUUGAAGGGGUGUUAGGACCACAGGAGUGAGCAUCAGGCUGGGAUCCAGGUGGACUAUCAUUCAGGUCAUGGCGCUGAGCAGCAUCUCCCCAGGAUGCUUCGUGUGCUGAUUUUUACCCCAUAAACCAGGUUUUGAGUCCUUCUGUAAAGGGUGUUUUCCACAGUGUGACAAGGAUGCUAUGAGAAAGAAACAGUAGAGAUGACCUGUGUGCCAGAAAAAAUACCUGACCAUCACGAACACAUGACACAGAGUCCCCUGUGCACACCAGUGCUGCCUAGGAAGAAAAAGGAGUGAGAAUCAUAGAGACACACAAUGGUUUGGGUUGGAAGGGACCUUGCAGCUCAUCCAGUUCCAACCCCCUGCCACGGGCAGGGACACCUUCCAUUAGAGCAGGUUGCUCCAAACCUCAUCAACCUGGGCUUGGGAAGAUUCAUAACAAAUCUGUAAAGACAACUGGGCUAUUGGCAGCUAUAUUCAGUCCAAGGACUUGAUCUUCAGUCUGUAAUGCCCCUGUCUGUCACCUUUGAUGAGACAAAAUCCCCCACCAUGAUGCCAGCAUUACUUCUCAAGUGUUCCAGAUGGGAAAAUGUACU
Messenger RNA from Pezoporus flaviventris, 3862 nucleotides. RefSeq names its product BLK proto-oncogene, Src family tyrosine kinase (gene BLK). Bases 687 to 2183 code for a protein of 498 amino acids. The record is from RefSeq and is a predicted model, not a curated record. Gene Ontology annotation, cellular component: extrinsic component of cytoplasmic side of plasma membrane. The transcript has 13 exons. Lineage: Eukaryota; Metazoa; Chordata; Aves; Psittaciformes; Psittacidae. Gene Ontology annotation, biological process: cell differentiation; innate immune response; protein phosphorylation. Gene Ontology annotation, molecular function: non-membrane spanning protein tyrosine kinase activity; signaling receptor binding; ATP binding.